Fulmarus glacialis (Northern fulmar) is the source of this 1423-nucleotide messenger RNA. RefSeq names its product transducin-like enhancer protein 1. Lineage: Eukaryota; Metazoa; Chordata; Aves; Procellariiformes; Procellariidae. The record is from RefSeq and is a predicted model, not a curated record. Gene Ontology annotation, molecular function: transcription corepressor activity; protein binding. Gene Ontology annotation, cellular component: nucleus; transcription regulator complex. Gene Ontology annotation, biological process: negative regulation of canonical Wnt signaling pathway; regulation of DNA-templated transcription. The annotation marks the transcript as partial. The transcript has 5 exons.
AACAGAGAUAACUACAUCCGCUCUUGUAAAUUGCUGCCUGAUGGAUGCACCCUAAUAGUUGGCGGGGAAGCCAGCACAUUAUCCAUAUGGGACCUGGCAGCACCAACUCCUCGUAUAAAAGCAGAGCUGACAUCCUCAGCCCCUGCCUGCUACGCUCUGGCUAUCAGCCCUGAUUCCAAGGUGUGCUUUUCCUGCUGCAGUGAUGGGAACAUCGCAGUGUGGGAUCUGCACAAUCAGACGUUGGUCAGGCAAUUCCAGGGCCACACAGACGGAGCCAGCUGUAUUGACAUUUCUAAUGAUGGUACCAAGCUCUGGACAGGAGGUUUGGAUAACACUGUCAGAUCCUGGGACUUGAGAGAGGGGAGACAGCUACAACAGCACGACUUCACAUCACAGAUAUUUUCCCUUGGUUAUUGUCCUACUGGUGAAUGGCUAGCUGUGGGAAUGGAAAGCAGCAACGUAGAAGUGCUACAUGUAAACAAACCAGACAAAUAUCAACUGCACCUUCAUGAGAGUUGCGUAUUGUCACUCAAAUUUGCUUACUGUGGUAAAUGGUUUGUGAGUACUGGGAAAGAUAACCUUCUUAAUGCAUGGAGAACUCCUUACGGAGCCAGUAUCUUCCAGUCCAAAGAAUCUUCGUCAGUGCUUAGCUGUGACAUCUCUGUGGAUGAUAAGUACAUAGUCACUGGCUCUGGAGACAAAAAGGCUACAGUCUAUGAAGUUAUCUACUGAAAAAUAUGAUGGGGAUAUAACUUUUAGAAGUUGAACUGGGCCAAAAUUGUUCUUAAUUAUAGAAGUAGAAAGGUUUUGCCUUUUAAAAAGGAACAAAAGUAUUGAGGUUCCAGACCUUGCCAUGAAACUACUCCGAUUUUUCAAAAUAGAAGGCAACAUCCAGCAACUAAAUAUUGGCUACGUGGACCAAACGGAACACUGAGGCAAGAUGGACAGAUGUAGCCUAGGUUUUUGACAUAGUUUUUAAAAGCCAAGUCUACUGAAGAAUGUUGGAGCCUUUUAUUUUUUUCUUUCUUUGUGACCUCAUGCAAAUUGUUCUCAUUGCCUGAAUAUGGGGGAUAAAUACCUUUCUGUUCCUUGCGGUUCAAGUUGCAUUCUGUCCUGUGUAGAGCAGUGGUGUCUCAGAUGAACUUGUUUCCUGGUUUUGCAUCUUGUGAUAUGUUUUUGUAUUUUUGUUGAAGGUCAAACGUUUGUAUAAAUUGUAAAUAUAUUUAGUUUAUUACAGUAAAGGUUUUAGUACCAACAACCAGUCUUCCCCCCCACCCCCUCCCUGCCUGCCCUGCUUAUUUAAAAUUAAAAACCUUUUGGGGAUAUAAGUACCUUUUUAGAAGCAAAAGCAAACACUAUGUAUAGUUUGAAAAUGGUGUCUUAUUCUUUAUAACUCUUCCUAGAUUCCUUUAUCAUACUUCAA